This is a messenger RNA of Centropristis striata (black sea bass), 1585 nucleotides long. RefSeq lists its product as uncharacterized. The record is from RefSeq and is a predicted model, not a curated record. Gene Ontology annotation, cellular component: endoplasmic reticulum. Lineage: Eukaryota; Metazoa; Chordata; Actinopteri; Perciformes; Serranidae. The transcript has 11 exons. Bases 1 to 1545 code for a protein of 514 amino acids. Gene Ontology annotation, biological process: protein folding; response to endoplasmic reticulum stress.
AUGAGGUCACUGUUGCUGCUGGGGCUGACGGCCUUCUGUCUCUGGGUGAUUGUCGCCGCUGACAAACAACCAGAGAAGAAGAAGACGAAGGAGGAGGAUGAAGUUUUGCAGCUGGAGAAAGGAAAUUUCAACCGAGCUCUGAGAAAACACAAGCAGCUGCUGGUGCACUUCUAUACCCCUCUGUCUGGAGAAGGCCAUCGUACCUCGGCAGCAUUCGAAGAUGCUGCUGCACAGCUCCGGGGGUCAGAGGUCAAACUGGCAGUGGUUGAUGUGUCGAAGGAGAAAGAUCUGGCUAAAGAGCUGAAGGUGACGGGCCUCGCCACCAUCAGGCUCUACCUCUCUGGAGACAAACACAACCCUGUGGCCUGUCCUGUUCCUAAGAGCUCGGCGUCCAUCCUGACCUGGCUGAAGAGAAGGUCUGGGUCUGCUGCUGACCUCAUUGCUGAUCUGAGCCAAUCAGAGGCCUCAGAGGAGCUGACGGUGGUUGGAUUCUUUAAGGAGCUGAACAGCGAGUACGUAGAGGCGUUUUACGCUGCAGCCAUCGAGCUUCCUGAUAUCAACUUUAAUGUGACGGAGAGUGAUGAAAUUAUCACCAAGUAUGGCCUCACACAUGAUGUCGUGCUGCUGUUCAAGAAGUCUAAGCUCAUCCAGGCUUACAAAAUGAUGCCUCAGACAUCUAAAGAGAUGCUGAUCGUUUUUAUCACCGUCUACCAGAUGGAUCCAGUCACUGAGUACACUGGAGAGACAGCCACUCAGAUUUUAACUUCCCCCGUGUUGAACCACGCCCUCCUGUUUGUCAACAAAAGCUCUGCUGGCUUCAAAGAGAUCCAUGAGGCCUUUAAGAGCUCCGCAGAAGCUUUCAGGAUGAAGAUUUUGUUUGUGUGGGUGAACGUGGACGAGCCUCGUAACGGACGGAUUAUGGAGUAUUUCCGGGUUCGGGAGUUCGAGGCUCCUUUGAUCCGAAUGGUGAACCUGACAGACCACGUGACCUACCACCUGCCCUCCGACACUCUGGAUGUGAAGACCAUCAAAACCUUCUGCCAGUCCUACCUCGACGGCAAGGCCAAGCCUAAGAUGCAGAGCGAGCCGAUCCCUGAAGGAUGGGACGAGCAGCCGGUGAAGGAGCUGGUGGGAACGACUCUGGAGAAAGUCGCCUUCAACCCCAACCUCACCGUGUUUGUCAUGUUCUAUCUUCCCUACAGUGCGGAGUCCCGCGCUGUGUUUGCGCUGUGGGAGGAGCUGGCCGAGGCCUUGAAGGAGCGAGAGCACGUGGUCGUCGCUCGCAUCGACGCUUCAGCCAACAACAUCAACCUGUCGAUGCAGGGCGCCUACCCCUCACUCUGCCUGUUCCCCGCUCUCUACGCUGAACGAGUGGUGGUUUACACCGGGAACAGGAAGGUGAAGGACCUGGUCAAGUUUUUAGAUAAAGAGAUGGCUAAAGCCAAAAAAGCCAGAGUUAAGGAGGAUGAAGACAGGAGGAAGUACAUUGAGGCUGCUAAAGCUGAAGAGGCAAAAAAAGCCAACAAAUCCAAAGACGAGCUUUAAUACAGAGACAAAGAGAGUAAAGUGUGUGUGUGUGUGUGUG